Messenger RNA from Scophthalmus maximus (turbot), 2511 nucleotides. RefSeq names its product protein kinase (cAMP-dependent, catalytic) inhibitor beta (gene pkib). The transcript is spliced from 4 exons. Gene Ontology annotation, molecular function: cAMP-dependent protein kinase inhibitor activity. Gene Ontology annotation, cellular component: cytoplasm; nucleus. The coding region runs from base 518 to 742 and encodes 74 amino acids. Gene Ontology annotation, biological process: negative regulation of cAMP-dependent protein kinase activity. NCBI's taxonomy places the organism in Eukaryota, Metazoa, Chordata, Actinopteri, Pleuronectiformes, Scophthalmidae. The record is from RefSeq and is a predicted model, not a curated record.
CUGACUCUCCUCCCUGUCGCCGCUGCCGCUGCUGGGAGCGGGGCGCACAGCGCGGCGCUCGGCUGUUCGUGUGCUGUCGGCGCCGCUCGGUCCACUGCUCCGCGGCUCCGGCGCGUCAGCUGCGAUGAGGCCGUGCAACGCGUCGCACCGCUCGGACUCCUUCUCUCCGUCCCCGCAGAAGAUGGUGUCCCGUGGCUAGUUCCAACUUCGGACUCCCUGUGUGUGUGUGUGUGUGGUUUUUUGUGUGGGUUUUUUUUCUGAUUAUUCUCGGCGAAGCGCACUGAAAUCAGCCGGCCCCGUGUCACCGUGCGUUAACACAGAUGUCGGCAGACAGACGAUGACGAGGCCCCGCACGCCCCCUCCACCCAUCCAUUCUGAUUCUGGAGUCCCGGAGGUGCCAGACGCGGCCCGCUGCUCAACCCUCUAUCGUCCUGAGCACUGAGCUGUCCGAGUCAGCUCUAUUUUUUUUUACAGGGAACAAAGGCUGCUGCUGUAAUCAGUGAACAGGGGUCCCGAGAUGACGGAAGUCGAGCCGGUGUUGGACUUUGCCACCUCUGGACGCUCGGGGAGGCGAAACGCCCUGCCUGACAUCCUGGGCUCGCCGGCAGGUGUGAACCCCGGAGACCUGCCUCUUAAACUGGCUGAGCUGUCCGUCGAAGAUGGUCCGGGAGGGGCCCAGUCACCCACGGCGGAGGAGCCUCCGGCGCCGCCGGAGAGCUCGGAGGGGAAGGAGGGAUCGUAGGGGACUAGUUCAUUCACCUCCCUGGAGACCUGCAGAGAUAACCUGAGUGAACGGGAUGAGGAGCGAGACGGAGGGGAGCGACCUGCGGGGCUGGGGAAGCUUGACGAUCUGUGGAGAAUCAGCCUGUUUUGCGGAGCAGCUGAGCCACGGAGGCAGAGCGACGGACUGACGCCCCGACGACUGAGGCCAGGAGGGUUGGACUCUUUGGGACUCGUCAGACGUCACCUAGUUAUGAACCACUGAGUGUGUGUGUGUGUGUGUGUGUGCGCGUGCAAGUUAUAAACUCACUGUGGACGCGACACUGAGAAUCAAAAGGACUGGGACAAAUUGUAUACUGUUCACUACUAUUUUUGUAUGAUUUAUUUAAUACUAGAUAAAAACAGGAAUUCACAAGUCCAACUGUAAGAUGAACCACUUUCCUUUCCUGCGGAUUUUUUCGUUCAUUGAUGUGUGACAUUUGACAUUGACAUUAGCAGGAGGGGGUUCUGACAGCAGCCUGCUCGGCCUCAAAGCUUUCCCGGAUGGAAAAUUGUACAUUUGUCAUAUGGAAAGAGUCGACUACACUAAAUGUGUAUUGUCCAAGAAAAAGUUUCAAAUCUGAGGUCGUCGUACAGUUUAUCUACUUUGUAAAUGUACAGUUUCAAGCCCUUCCUGUCCAGACUGUUUUGAUCCCAUAGCAACUAUGACCUGGGAUUUGAUCCUUUUUUUGUGAGGUGUCCAUAUGCUGCAGGGUGAUAACAUGAAAACCGUCGUGCGUAUCUUGAGACAUUCCUGUAGAGAAUAGUGUCCCACUGCCAACAAGGUACCCACCGCUUUAUAAUAGUUUCAGAAAACAAAAGUCCGUGGUUUUGUUUUUGCUGAAAGCUGCUUUUUAAGUCUCUUGAUUUUCCAAACCUCUGAAAAUGUGUCUAGUGGCAGUUUAUAGCCCCAAAAAAACGUGUUCUCUCUCUGUGACGUACCAUUAUCCACUCUUCUGGGCCGCUGAUGUUUUCCUCAGUUUUAACAGGAGGUAUCAUAAAGCGUCCUGACUGCUACCGGCGACAGAAAGAGAAGAAACAAACACUCUUUUGUAACACUCUGCAGACCAGCUCAGUUUUUGCGGUACACUUCAGCAGAGCUGUUUUUUUUGGGGCUGCGUGAGGCUCCGCGCGCGCACGCGCCUCGUAUGGUGUCGACAGCAUAUGCCCGUGGGCCUGGGCACGGCAGCAGGCAUCGAGCAGCAACACCACCACAUUGUGCUUCGAGCGCUGGAAAGUGCGGCAGCAACACGCGCCCUCUGCCUCGCCGGAGUGCGUUCGCACUCAUCGACGCGCGAGCGGCGCUGUGAACAAGGCCGCGAGACGGCGAGCGCGACAGAACACAGCGAGGGGGGCCACAGUCUGGCAGCUGAAGACGCACGGCUGCUGUGUAUAUAUGCUGUGUUGUAGUGUAAUCCCAGCGUCACAUACUGUACCCGCAAAAAGAAAAUGAUGUUCUGUAACUGUUUGUGUUUUGAAGAUUUCCCGCCGACGGCUGUGUCUUUGUGCGGAUGUGAUCCACGGUGUUCUGAUGAGAAGAGUGGCCGUGGUCCGUCUGACGCCGUGCGAUCGACACCUCCUUGAUGAUGAAUCAGAGGUGUGUGUGUGUGUGUGUGUGUGUGUGUGUGUGUUUUUGCCGUGUCCUGAUCUCUUCAGUGGUGCGUGAUGUUUUACUUAGCUGGAUGGAGUCCCUUGUGUUGAUUCCAUCUGCUGGUGAAAUGGCCAUAUUAAACCCCAAAAGCUUUACGUAUA